Messenger RNA from Helianthus annuus (common sunflower), 1067 nucleotides. RefSeq lists its product as uncharacterized. The transcript has 3 exons. Lineage: Eukaryota; Viridiplantae; Streptophyta; Magnoliopsida; Asterales; Asteraceae. The record is from RefSeq and is a predicted model, not a curated record. Bases 20 to 862 code for a protein of 280 amino acids.
AGAGAAGAGAGGGUGGUCCAUGGGCAGAACCACCACCAAUAUUCCGAUGAGCCACCGUGUCCUAUCGCCACAUCACAAUUACGACGCUGGUCACAACCCGUGUGAUCAACAGCCGGUGCAAUUGUGCGGUUCAAUCUUCGGGUUCCUCGAGGAAGAAGCCACCAUGUCAUCGUCCGAAAAUGAUAUAUACAACAUUCAACAAGAUAUAGAAGACGAAGAGUGUGAAGACCCUGAAGAUAUUGAAGACAAGAUCAAAUUUUGGGAGACCCAACACCAAAAUUUACAUACAACCUUAGUUAGGACGACAAGUUUGGAAUCAAAAAUCCGAAACAUAACAAAAGAAGUACUCGAGGAAGUCAAGAUGGCCGAGAACGUAUGCUCAUGCCCAAGAUCGGUCUCUGGUGGUUGCCGAAGUUGCCUGAUGAGAGAAAUUUGUAGCCGGCUGCAGAAGUCCGGUUACGAUUCGGCUAUUUGCAAGUCCAGAUGGAAGAACUCAUCAGAUUUUCCUUCGGGAGAACACACAUUUUUGGAUGUGAUUGAUAGUUCUAACCAUAAAAAAGACUCGGUGCGGGUGAUAAUCGAGUUAGAGUUACGUGGCCAAUUUGAGAUGAAGAAAGGGAGCGAGGAGUACAACAGUCUCGUUUGCAAACUGCCCGACCUAUUUGUGGGAAAACCCGAGAGGCUACAAACUGUAAUCAAAAUACUAAGUAAUGCUGCAAAAGAAUGCAUGAAGGAAAAGAAAAUGCAUUUAGGGCCAUGGAGAAAGCGAAGAUACAUGCAAGCAAAGUGGCUUAGAGUGGCAGAACGAUCUAGGGUCAUGACGACGGUCAAGCCCCUAGUAGAAGACGAGUGUUCUACUUGAUCAACCCGAGCUAGAACAUCAAUGCUAACUAUGGAUCUUCUUGGCGAUUUGCCGAAUAUGUGUUGUUAUUAUGGUUAUAGUGUUGAAGUUUUGUAGAACGUAGGUACUAUAUUGUGAAAAGUUUCUAUGAGUUUAGUAUAUUUUUCAAUUAUGUUUUACUAAGGAUUGCAAAUAGCAUAAACUAUCACUUAUAUGUUUUAACUUA